This is a messenger RNA of Dicrocoelium dendriticum, 828 nucleotides long. NCBI's taxonomy places the organism in Eukaryota, Metazoa, Platyhelminthes, Trematoda, Plagiorchiida, Dicrocoeliidae. The record is from the annotation of a GenBank genome assembly.
ACAGGGUAAGCAACUGUGCUUUCCGCCCGGUCCUCCGUUCAUACAGCUACUGAGCACAGCUCAGUGAAUCCUGGCGGUAUGCCAUCCCAGGUGCCACGGAAUCCCCUUUCCGAGGACAUAACCCCUGAAGCCGCACCUUUUGCCGCAUCAAGCUUCAGCAACAAGUCCGUGAGAAGGGCUUUUAUCCGGAAGGUUUACCUCCUUCUGGCCGCGCAGAUAAUCAUCACCUUCACAGUGGUCUGUGUCUUCACCCUAGUACCAGUCGUCAGGCAGGGUGUCCAUCGAUAUCCGUGGAUUUAUUAUCUAUCAUAUGCUGUGUUUCUAGCCACCUAUAUCGCACUCGGCUGCUUCGUGGAAUGUCGCAGGCGUUGGCCGAUGAACCUCAUUUGUUUAGCAAUUUUCACUUUGGCGUUGUCCUACGUGACUGGCUGCAUCGCUGCCUAUCACAAUACCGAGGCGGUCCUGAUCGCCCUAGCCAUGACUGUGGUUUUAUGCCUGGCAAUCACACUGUUUGCAAUUCAAACCAAAUGCGACUUCACAAUGUGUUCUGGGCUGAUAUUCGCCCUCACGAUGGUCGUGUUUCUCACUGGACUGGCGUGCAUGAUUGUGUACUUUGUCUCUGGCAGGAAUCGAGUCCUACAAGCCGUCUACGCGGGGCUCGUUCUUGUUCUUUUUAGUAUCUUACUGGUUUACGACACACAACAAGUGAUCGGAGGUCGAAAAUAUGAAAUUGGGGAGGAGGAUUACAUCUUUGGCACUCUCCAGCUCUACGUGGAUGUGGUAGCCAUCCUGGUUGCCUUAAUCGGAUUGACCAGCAUAUCAGAUUGA